Molecule: messenger RNA, 753 nt
Organism: Puccinia graminis f. sp. tritici CRL 75-36-700-3
Lineage: Eukaryota; Fungi; Basidiomycota; Pucciniomycetes; Pucciniales; Pucciniaceae
Exons: 1
Coding region: 1-753 (250 amino acids)
Source: RefSeq, a predicted model, not a curated record
AUGGCAAAGCAAAUUUGCAACCUUCUAGUUGGUAACAAAGGUUACCAACCAGGCUCGUGGGACCCAACUAGUAUGCACAUCCGGUGCUUUUGCCACAAGCUGGCCUUAAUAGUAAACGCGGGCCUGCAGGCCCUGUCUCUCAAGACUCUUCCUCCCAAGAGAGAAAAAGCAUCAGUUCUGGGAUUCUUCCCAGUCCUUGGGAAGAUGGUUGAAGAAGAUGAGCAAGAUCUCAGUGUUCAAGAUUUGCCUGUUGACGUCAAAGGUGCAAAGAAGACAAGCCCUCCCAUCAAUCUUGCGUUAGAUUCCGACAGCGACUAUGGGAAUGCAGACAAUGAGAAUUCAGACAAAGGCCCCAAAGAGUCUGAUGAAAACAACACAGAUCACGAGACCACGUCAGCCGCACAUCUUCAACAUGCCAAGACCACCAAGCUCAAGGAGCUUACCAAGGAGCUUGAUGUAGUGAUCAAACAGAUCACUCGCUCAGCAGCCCAGCGUUCAAACUUUGACCUUACGACUCGGAAGCUGAAUUUUAAGGUGGCCCCUUUGAUUGCGGGGUACGGCAUCCGCUGGAAUAUUUGCUAUCAAAGUCACUGUAAGGCUAUUGAAGCCCGUGAGGUGAUUGAUCAAAUCCUCAAAGACAAUCAGCAGCACAACUCACCAGAAAUCUUUUCCAAUGCAUACUUCUCCCCGCGCGAUUGGAAGGAAUUAGAUGACCUCAAUUGUGAGCUGGAGUGUGAGCCUGGGUCUCUAUAG